This is a messenger RNA of Schistocerca cancellata (South American locust), 10649 nucleotides long. RefSeq names its product transmembrane protein 185B. The transcript has 6 exons. The record is from RefSeq and is a predicted model, not a curated record. The coding region runs from base 140 to 1186 and encodes 348 amino acids. Lineage: Eukaryota; Metazoa; Arthropoda; Insecta; Orthoptera; Acrididae.
UGAAUGCAUAGGCAGUCAGCUGAAUAAGAAAAAAAAAUGAAAAUGUGUUUAUGCCCUUUGUUUUGACAGGAAAGUGCGUUUAAGCCAAAACAAACAUGUGAUAGUAACUACUACGUACUAGAUAUCAGAAAAAUUGAACAUGAACCUGCAAACAUUAUUCCAGGACUUUAAUCCAAGCAAGUUCCUUGUUCACGUGUGUUUAAUGGUUUUUACCGCUUUAUUUGCCCUGCGACUUGAUGGGACAAUUAUCUGGAGUUACUGGACAGUGUUUAUACCAAUAUGGUUUUGGAAAUUUAUGGUUAUCUCAGGGGCAACUGUCGGCAGCUAUGUAUGGUGGAGGUACCCACACUUUAGGUUGGAGGGCGAAGCAUAUGUGCACUACAAAGCAAUGCUAAUAAGCUUAGCACUCCACUUGAUUCUUCUAAUGUUUGAACUGCUAGUCUGUGACAAACUGGAGUCUGACAGACAUUUGUGGAUACUUGUUUUCAUACCUCUCAUAUUUAUUUCAAUCGUUUCAAUCGCUGUCUGCAUCUGGGCUGUGAAACAUGACCGCUCGUUUGAGCUUGAACUUUUCUGUUCUGUCAAUAUACUACAGUUCAUAUUCCUGGCUCUAAAAUUAGAUGGAUUUAUAUCAUGGAGCUGGGAAGUUGUUUUCGUGCCACUCUGGAUUUUAAUGUGUCUGUCAUUAGUUGGAGUGUUGUAUACAAUAAUUUUUGCAGGAAUUUUGCUUAGGGCCCCUGAAGUAAAUCCCCAACAAAGGAGAACAUCUUUUAAUUCAGCCUUAGGAUAUACAUUUCUGGUCAUACCAAUACUCAUUUUUCAGGUGCUGCUUGCAAACAAGUUAGAUGGGGCAAUAACACUAAGUUAUGUAGGUGUUGUUUCACCCCUGUUCCUUUCAUACUGUACACUAAUUUUAAUGUCGUUUGGUGCAAAAGGAGGCAACAGAUGGUGGUUUGGAAUUCGAAAAGACUUCUGUCACUUCCUGCUGAGCUUGUGUCCUUUCCUGCAGGAGUACGCUAACAUAGCGUACAGCAUACAGAGUGAUGAUGGUUCUCGCCGAGCUAAUGCUGGUACUAGCAGUUCCAGUGAGACCUCAGUUGCUGACAUGAAAACUGAGAAGAGGGUGAAAAAACCUGAGUUACUAAAACCAGUUGUGCCCGUUGUGUCGAUAGACAUGCCAGACUAGCCAAAAAGGAGGCUGGUGACUCAGCACCUCGUCAUUGUUGACUGAUGUCUUUACCUGUUUAAAAAAACCGGUAGAGUGACUGAUCUGUUUUCUACAUUUAGGGAUUAUUUAUUCAGCUGUGAGUGAUAUGUAUUUUAAAAGUGUUAGUGCAGUGAGGUGCUAUAUAUUAAUUUUAUUUUAUACACUGAUAUCUUCCAUUUAGACUGGUAGGUAAAUAGUGCCCGAAAUGCUUCCACAAUGGAUUUCUGUGCUGAACAAUUACUAUUGACGUUUGAAUAUCAGGAAUAUUUUUGCAAAGAUGAAAAUUUUAGGCAGAAAUGUGUAAUUUUUUACCCAUAUGUAAGUUUUAAAACUUUAAUUUGCAUACUUCUCAGGUGCACAUAUGAUGAUAACUAUAUUUAAACUAAUGCCAAAAAAAGGUUAGCUGAAAUAGCUUCAGUGUUACUAGAAUUUCAGCUGAGAGCACAUCCCUGUUUUCAUACAACUUAGUUUUUCCAAGGGAGUGAGUCAGUAGCAUUAAAAUCAUUUUAAAGUGAUUGAGUUGGAAAGCAUCAAAUAUGCUUCCUGAUGUAAAUAUACAUUGGCAGAAAAAUAGUUAGGAUUUAUAAGUUAAUAAUGUGAAUAGAAAGCAAAAUGACUGAAUCAGUGUUGACACUGGAUUAUAAUUAAGAAAGGAGACAGGCAGUGAGUUGGUGAGAUAGAUAAAUGCACAUUGGCUAAAAGUAAUUCAAGUGGCUACAUGAAACAAAUCUUGCAAAUUUCUUACAUCAUGUGAGUAAGCCUUGGUAUUAAACACCCCAGUCAUAUUUAACACAUGUCAGAGAAUGUCAAUUAUGCUUCAUUUUCAAAUAAACCUGCAUUAAACAACAUUACACAAAAGAAAAGAAAUCUCACAAGACUGUUAUUUGUAGCUGCAUCAUUUAAAAUUUGAUAUCUGAUGAGGUAGGCUAUAGAGGAUUUAUAUCUUAUUUCCCUCUCUUACUGCUGUGCAGCCCUUGAGAAGGAAAAUGGAAAUUCACUGUUGUCUUUUGCUCUUCAUUACCACCAACUGAUUACAGCCUUCUUGAUCAUUCAGUAAGAAUGGUUCUCAGGUAACACUGAUUUCAUACUUCUGCAAAUUUUCAUAAGUCCUGCAAGCCUGUUUUUCCGUGUGCAGUACCAUAAUGACUUUUGAGUUUGGCUAGCAUUAGCAUGAUCUUUUGUGUCAUGUUGUUGAAACGGGUCGACUGGAGUGUCAUUGGCAAAAGAACUUUAAAAAAGCUCUUGGCUUAAUAUAUUGCUUCUCAAAGAAGUUUGCUGAGGGUUUGUGAUGAGGCUAGUUUAAAUACAUCUCAGUCACCAUUGCAGUCAUUUAACUGGUUCACAACAAAAUUAAACAAUAACUCACUAGAGGAAUAAUGUAACAUGGCUAUGGACUACUAACUAACAUACAUUUUACCUUACCUCACUACUUUGACGGCCUCGGAUUGGCAUAUGUUGGGACUGUUUAUGACUUGAGUGACACCUCCAUCAGAAAAAAAUAACUCCUUAGCAGAUGCAGUGCAUUAUUGUGCUGUGCAUAGUUUACCUACAUGAGUGACACAAGAUAAGACAGGGCAUCAUCAUUCAUUGCAUAGAUUAAUAGAGAUUAUUAAGCUUCAGUGUAAAAUCCAGUAACAGGUAAUUAAUGUAAGAAGGAAAAAUUUAACAAUUGCUAAAUGUGAUGAUCAAAAAGUUUUUAGCUAGUUAGUAAGAUGUGUGUUGUAGAAGCAGGAAGCGCAUAUCUUGCAAGGAGAGGCCCCCAGCAGUGGGAUCGAGUUUUUGAAGUCAUCUAUACAGUUAUGUAGGUUAAGAUCCCAGGUACCACACCCUGCAGCCAUUCAUGCUGGUAGGCAGUUGUUUGUGAGCAAUUGACAAAAAAGAAAAUUGGAGUUUUCUGUUAUGCUCACUAUUGUUAGAAAAGUCUUAUUAUGUACACUAGCUGCAUGGUGUUGUGGAGAGAAUAAUAGCUUUGUGCGUAGGAGGUUGAGAGUUCGAAUCUUGUCAGGUGCAGUAGAUGUAAUUUUUUUAUUUCUGUUCCUGUGUGACAUCAUUUUAAUCACUGUAUGAACUUUUUCAAUUGUUUCAUUUUUUCUUUAUAUAAUUAUUUUUACAAUCACAAUUUUUGUGAAUAUGAAUUCAAUUACAUUAAUCUGUUAUAAUAUUCAGUAAUUUGAAAAUUUCAAUCCAUCAGUAAAAAAACGUAGGACAAUAUAAUAUACUUAUGUUUACUGUACAAUGAUGUGAAAAUUUAUUUUUCAUUACACCAGAUGUGCAAUUUUUUCUGCAUGGUAAUAGCCAUACAGACAUUUAAUACAUAACCUAAAUACCUACUGCACUAUGGACAAAAUAAUGCAAAUGAAUAUUUAAAUGAAAGAAUGGUUUAUAAGUAAAACAAAGUUCAAGCAAAAUGAGAAAUAGAUAUAAUGAGUGCAAUAAUGUGAACAAAAAAAGGCGACAAGACAAAAGAAAUGAAUCAUAAUUAAUACAUAAAAUUAAUUAAAAACACACAAAAACGAAGAUUUCAAGUGGAAAAAGAAUUAUGGGAAGAAAAAUGAGAGCAAAUGAAGAAGUUGAUAUUACGAAUAAAUCUAUGUGAGAAAGGAAUGGAAAUAAAAAUUAUAUUUAAAUCAAUCAAUUGAAUAAAAAUGUUGAUCCAAGUCAUUUUGAUAAAGAUUUAAAAAUAAAAUAAAUUACUGUACUUGGCAAGAUUGGAACCUACUGCCACCUGCAUGUGAAGCUAUUAGCCUAUCCCUUACACAACACAACCACACUACAUGAUGCAACUUUUUAACGCUAUUGAAUUUCAUGCAACAGUCUGAAUUUUUUUCGUCAGUUACUCACAAACGAGGGUCUGCCAGGGUGACUGGCUGCUGUGUGUGAUACCUGGAAUCAUAACCUAUAUAACCAUCUAGAUGGUUUCAAAAAGUAGAUCGCAUCACUGGGGACCUCUCGUUGUUAGAUGCUACAUCCUCACAGCUUAUGUCAUUGCGCAGAAGUGUAUUGUCUUCCAAACCUUCAGCACUGACAAGCUGUCUCGUAUGCAAGCACAUGUGCACACUUCACAAUGACAGCAAUAUGCAUAAACAUGCACAAGACAUGUGUUUUAAUAUGUACCUCCAACAAAAGUAAGUUUAUUAUGUUCCCAUUCCUGCCUCCUUACCCCAGCACUUUUCAGAGAUACGUGGAGAAAUAUUUUUGUUGCAGUAAUUCAUUGGCUUUUGUCCUGACAGUGCUAUCCGUAGGAUGAAUUAUAAAAAAACUUUGUGCCAACAGAAUAUUUCCAUGUUUUAAUCAUUCUACAAAAACAGUGAAAUGUUACAUUUGUAUUCAUCACUUUCCAAUUACGUUCAUUGCCUCUUUUCACAGUAAACUUUUUUUUGGGGGGGUGCCAUAUUUUAUUAUUUGAUUAGAGUUUAUGCACAGCACUUGCUUCCACGAAUCUUUUCUCCUGUAAUUUGUUACUGAGGCUUCUUUACCAAGAAAUGUAAAAACAUUGGGAACAAUUGAGAAUCCACCAGUGGACAGUCUCUCCAGCACUACAUUAAUGGUAGGUGUCCCCAAGAACUUUUUCCUGUAAGGAUUCAUAUUCCCAUUCUGUGCUUUGAUCCGAUUAUUGUGAAGUUCAUUUAGGGGUUGAGGUAGAAUUCAAAAUCAGUAUUACUGUUGUCCAUUCUGUCUGCUCUGUUGUCAUGAAUUCAAGACAGGUGCACAAAAAUACUAGUUGGUGGAGACAUCAGAAUGGUGCAUUUAGAGUACUAUCAACAGAUCUCAUUUCCAUACCAGUAUAGAUUUUAUCAGAAAUCAGCUGAGUAAAAGUUGUUUUUCAGUAGGGAGGUAGGAGCACCUUGAAACAAAAAUUUAUUAAUUUUUAUUAUUUUUUUAUUAUAAACUAUUUAAAUUUGUAAAUGGUAGUGAGAAACUACAUACUUUUAUUCAUAGAAAUCACAAAUAAUAUGUCCAGUUACACUAUUAGAAUGGUUACAAUAAAGUAUAGAGAAAAGGUUGUCACAUGUUUCAAUUUACCCCACCAUCAGGGCAUGUUGCAACAUACCAAAAUUUUACUGAAAAGAGUUUGAAAUAUCUGACAUGACAGAAGUGUCUUAAUUAUAUUCGUAGUCUGCACACAUGUAGAAUGGAUCAUUAUUCACACCAAUGAGCCCAUAAUUUGCACUUAGUACACUGUAUCCAUUCCUCUCCCUUUCUAUAAACACCACCACAGAUCAAACAAUAAUUUUCUUCUUCUUCUUUGGAAGAUGGACAAAACUGCAAUUUUCUUUUGCUGCUAGUUGUUACUUCCUUCUCUCCUCCCUUUCUAUUUCUAGAGCCUUUUUUUCCCCCCAGUUGUGUCUGUUAAUAUAGCACACUUCCUCUUCUUUCUUCCAUAGUUGUUCUCUUUCCUUAGUCCAGCUUUAGGGAAGGCAUGAAUGUGUUCAGGAGAAAAACGUUUCUCUGCUGAAGUAUGUGGAACAGAAUUAUAGCAUUUGCCACAUUCUCGGAUUUAGCCAGAGGAUCUGAAAGCUUUUCUUCUGGAACUGUCUUGUCAUUCACAAAAGAUGCAGGAAAGUCACUUUCUUGGAAUUUGUCUGUGUCAAAUGGGAAUAUGCCUGUUGCGGAGAAUCCUGUUUGCUGGUUUGAAAGUGGUGAGAAGUCCUUUGUUUACAAUAGAAGGCAAGUCAUAAGUUGUUAGAAUGUUUUCUGGAUUUGCUUUCAACCAGGCAUCAGUUCCCCUGGAGCACAUCUUGAAAGGGCCAUAAAGGGGCUGUAACUUGUGAGAAUGGUAGGGUGGAAAUGAUAGAAACAUUACACCACUGUUCUUGGAUUUAUAAGGGCUUCUAUCGUGAGAUGGGAAGCAGUAAUAGGACAAGCGCUUCUUUUGUUAGUCUCGUUUGCGUAAUACAAUGGUCGAGAAAUAUUCCGAAACAUUGCUCCACCAUCCAUCCAGAACUUGUGGGCAGUACCCAUCCAGAACCUGUGGCAGCACAGAUAAAAUGACCUUCAAAAUUUUUUCUUGGGAAAAUAAUUGUGGGUGGAAUGAAUGUCCCUUGGGCACAUAUACCCAGCUGCUGCUGUUACCGAUUCUGCCCAUUCAGCAGAGCUCACAGUUCCAUCUUAUUUCACAUCUCUGAGUGCAACUAUCUCAUUUGGCUUAAGCACUGUAGUUAUGCCUGUUUCAUCCAUGUUCCAAAUUCUGGAAGGAGGAAGAGUGUGCUGAGAAUAAGCAUCUCCUAACUAUUGGAAAAACUCCCCAACAAACUCUUCCCGGACUUGUGCUUUCACAUUGUGUGAUGGAAAGAUCAUUGUCUCUGUCCAAAAAUCCUGAAAGUCAAUUGGCCCUAGGUAUUUGCUUUUGUGCCCAAGAUGAUGGUAUUUUCAAGUUAAAGUAUUUUUCAUAAAGAUACUCCAGUUUUCGUACUUCUUCCUUGGUCAGCCCGAACAUACCUUUGCUGGAUCUCACAAUAUAAUCCCUGAGUAUUUUUUCAUGAUUGUCUGAAAACACUUUCAUGUGUUUGAUAGAGUACCCACAAGUAAUGUUUCCAUCUGUUUCCUUUUUCUUUUUGAUGAAUCGAGAGAGGGUACAGUAGCAAAUAUUAAAUUCCUUUGCAGUUUUUCUUACAGAAUAAUUGCCCUUUUCUCCAUUUUCCAGAGCCAAAGUAGCGGCUCUCUGCAUCACAUGUAAAGGUGUCAAAACUUUUUCUGUUUUGCGUCCAUAACGACACAUUUUGUUUACCUGGAAGUAAAAAUUUAGACUGAGUAAAUGUAAAAUAGAAGAACAAGUAAAAGAAUAGCAUUAUGUUAUCCAAAAAAUUCAACAUAAGCAAGAACGGGGUAAGUUGCAACACAGCAUUGCAACAUGCUCUGCUUCACACUGCCAUAUAAAUCACAAAUAAACACCCUGAUAAUGACUUCAAAGUAAAAUCAGUUAUUAUGUUGUUAAACUACAAAAAGUAACUAUUUAUCACUUGUGAAAUUUAAUGUUUGUCACUGAACAUGUUAUUAUAUGUACAGCAUUUGUGAAACUAUAAACAGUUACUCACCAAUGACCGUUUCAAUCAGAGAAAGAGAACACAAAGAAAAACAUCUUCAUGCACCAACUCUGACCAUCACAGUGAGGUUACUACACAGUUGAAAGUGCUUCCUCACAAUGGCAGCACCUGAUGGGAUACUUCAAGAGACUAUGCAGAUGUUGCAAUUUACCCCUAUUGCAACAUGCCCCUCUUUCUCUUACAUGUUACCAGAGAGAGCUUUAAGAGUGUUGUGUUUUAGAAACCACAAACAUAUUGUCACCAUUCUUUUCAUUUACAGAAAUCUUUAGUAAAACAUUUGAUUGUACUAUAACACUAAAACAGUUGAUUUUACUAUAGAUAACAUGAAUUUUAAAAUAUGAUUAUUUGGAAGCAUUUUUUAUGAGGGAGUAUAUUAGAAGGAACAGACAAAUUUACAGCAGAAAGUUUCAACUUCAGCUAGGUUACUGAUCCAUUGACACAUAUCUCUACAACUGUUAGUGUUGCCCCUCUAGUAUCAGAAUCUUCAGCCCCGCAGCACUAAAUUUUGCAUUUAUUCAUGGAGUGCACAACAGGCAUUCUCUGACAUCACUGUAGGUCACCUAGAUGCAUGCCAAACUUUGAAUUAGCUUCUUCAUGUCCAGGCAAGCUUCCUUCAUUCAACAAUAUGUGUACUGGUACAAACUCAUUUCCCUGUUUUGCCGUAUGCAAACCUGUUUCUGGGCUUUGAAAUGAUGGCUGCCUCGAUUAUAUGUAUUAAGAUAUGGAAAAAAUCUCUUUCUGAGAAUAAGGCCCUUUUCUUUCUUGAAAUAAACCACAAUUUUUUAUAUGGGGGUUAUAAACUAUUCUUUGACAGUCUAUGGAACGUUCCAAAGUAAUUUUGAUAAACAUAAUUCUCACCAUAAUUCAUGUGAUUAGGUCAUGACGAGACAAGUGUUAUUACUUACUGAAACAUUCAGUAAUAAGGGAGCAAACAUUUCACAUAGAAUGCAGACUCCAAAUUCUUGUAUCUUUUACAUAAUUCAUACCUGGUACUUAAAGACAAAGAUUUGUGAAAAUGGCUUACAAAAUUGAAUCGUGUUGGUUUUGUAGAUGAUAAUGGAUGGAGCACAAUUGAAAGGUUAACAGUUUUGCCUUUCUGGUGUACAGUCAUUAUCCCCCUCCCUCCCUUGCCUCUCACUUCCACCCAAGAGCCUACCCUCACAAUGAAAAUGUUAUAAAAAAGAAAGGGGGGGGGGGGAGCACAGGAUCUGAAAAGAUUGUAGUUAUUUACCCACUCUUCAUUGUAGUAGGAAAAAUUAAUGUGUUCCCAACUUAGUAUUUAUCAGCUGCAAGAUUUUCUGGCUUGUUAGACACAGUUGGUCAGUUAUGUCUGAAAAGUACCAAACUAUGUACAGCAUGAGCAUAUUUUCUUGGCUUAUCUUUAGAUAGGCUGAGAGCAGAGGAAGCAAGUGCCAGUUUGUGGUCAGAGCAGUGGUACAAAGGGAGUAAGCUUUACCUUCCUCACGAAGUGCAGCCACAAGUCAAAUUUUGCUUUUUGUUGAGCAUUUUUUUUCCAUUCAGAUGUCAUAGGCAGUAACCAAGCAGGACUAGCAAUUAGUCUGUCAUUCGUACUUGCAUAAACAGUUUCAACACAGCACAGUGAAAUGAAACUUAGUUUUCACCAUUGGUUACAGCUGUCCUAAAAUAUUGUCUGAUUACAAAAGUUGGCAGAAUCAGAGAUAAAAUUAUACCAACCCAAAAUUUUUGAUCCCUGCCAAUUAAGAACUACAGGGAGAGCGCACAAGAAAAAUUGUGUGCAUCAUUAUGUUAGGCUGAACUGAGUGUGAUCCUGUAUUGUGCAUGUAUCAUGAUUGACUGAGAUAGAAGUCCAUAAUAAUAUGUUCCACUUGAGAAGUAGUGCAUAUAUUCAAGUUUAUUUGAAGCAUUAUAUUCUUUAAUGAUUUACAUCUUGAGCUGAUGGCUAAGAUUUCCAGGAUUGAGAGAAGCAUUAAGUAUUUCAUUUCCAUUUUGUGAUGUAUAUAGUGCAUACUUCUUUUAAAUGAUUUAUAUGUUUGACUCAGGAAUCUCAACAGUGACUCAAAUGAUAGUAUUCAUGACGUAAGUUUUUUGCUGUAACUACCCAUGUCAUGCCUUAAAAAUAGAACUAAUAAUGGCUCUAAACAUAGUAAGUUAUGAAGCAGUAAUAUGUAAAAUAGUAUAUUGCUUGUAGGACUGUACAAAAUAAUGGAAACUAUUAAAAGCUCUGAACCAAUGAGCGUGUUAAAAAAUCAUGUAUUAUGGUGUUAGUGUAAGAAUUAGUUUACUAUCUUGGCUUUGCUACUAAAGACAGGCUAAACACAUAUCUGUGGUUAAGAUGUUAGCCUUGUAUUUAGGAUGAGCAGGUCAAAUGCUAGUUUCAGAUUUAUCUUCUAGAUGGUUUCCCUCAAUUGUUUCAAGGGAAUGCUGGAUGGUUUCUCUGACAAUGUCUGUUGAUUCCCUCCCCCAUCUCUUUCCAUCAGGGCUUACACCUUGAUGUCAAGAGAAAUUUUCCAAGAUGGAUAAUUGCCAAAUAUGUGGCUGUUUUAGACACAUUAGCUUCAACAUUAUCACCAACACUUACAAAUGUCAAAAUGACAUUUAGGAUUCACCAAGUACUGGUCAUAUUUUGUAGAAAUCUUUUGCCUCGGUGCAUCACGAGAAACCAUUCAGCCAGCCAGUUACAGUUUAGUGUCGUGAGAAUUCAGAUUUUUCACAUUGCAUCAUUGUCAAACAUCAGAAAUGUUCCUAAGAGCAAGCAGGUAUAAGACCACAUGCCGUUGCAUUCCUAAUCCACUAAGCCACAGUUUUGCCAGAUAUAUUUGCAAAAUGUUCAACUAUUUGAAAGAAAUAUUUAUGUAAUGUGUUAAACUAAAUAAUUUUUAAUAUUAUUUCGUGAAGUUUUUGCUGGUAAAUAAGCCAGUUUUCAACCCUGGCCAUCAUUUUAAACUUCAUGAAUCUUUUUCAUACUGUGUUUAUGAAAUGACAUAUGAAAAACAGUUAGUGCUAAUCAUGCAUAUUAUAAUGUUUUACAAUUUGACAUGUUCAUUGAUCCAGAGUGUUUCAUAUUGCUAUGAUUACAAAAGCUUUGUAAAUAAUGUACAUACGUCUUUUUAAGCACAUGGUUUUUUGUGAUAUUGGUGCUAAAGCAUUGUUAUUUCCAUGGGCACAUUUUACAUAAAAAUGAAUUGUCAGUGCCUGUUGAAAUUUAACUUUAAAAAUUGUGGUUGCCUUUUGAAGUAUGUUGGAAUAUGUUGUCCUGGUAGAUUCUAAAUAACUGUGCUGCAUUGUAAAAUGAUAGUUGUACAGUAUUGUUGUCUCUUCAUUUGUUACUGGAGCCUAACGUGUUCUCUUUGGCACCUAUAAAUUGCACAGUAAUUUUUAUUCGAAGUGUAUAAUAAAACGAGUUUUUAUUUUUUUAA